GCAUUUUGCAAGGUGAUCAAGUUUUCGCCGAAAAUAGCAAAUCAAUUAUUUUAUAGCAUUUUAUAUGUAAUAUUAAAGCAUUUUAGAAUUUAUGUACCCAAUUUCUCAUAUCAUAACGUAAAUAAUGUCUUCGCAAUCCUUUUCCACUAAACGUAAAUUCUGUGCAUCUGGAUUCUUGUAAAGACCGCACGAAAAACAAUUAUGUUGUUCUGAAGAAAAGGAGGCCCUACAGGGGUCUGGCUUAGCCAACCUCUGGUUUUUAUUUGCUCACAUUUAGUUGUAUUUUAAGAUCAGUGUCAUAUCUACAUUGUACCUGUAAACAAAAUAUCAUAGAGUAACACAAAGUACACAAUAUUAUCUCAUAAGAAAUUUCUAUUAUUUUAACAAUGAGUAAACCUGAAGCUGAUUGCACAAAAAAGUGCAAGUCUCGCACACAUGGACAAAUAUUAACAAGCGCAAUAACUAAAAGGUCUAUAAGUGAUGCAUCACUUGCCAGUUUUAUUAAAGCAACAUGCGCAAAUUUCACCAAAGCUUUCGAUUUUGAGGGUCGUACAGCUCUGCAUAUGUCUGUCUCAAGAGGUAGAAAUGAAUUAAUGCAUUGGCUGAUCAAGCACUCCUCAGAAGCUUUUAUAAAUGCAAAAGAUCGAGAAUCAGGCUACACACCUCUGCAUAGAAGCAUAUUUUAUGGACAAAUACACUCGGCAGUGUCUUUAAUUAAAAUUGGCGUAUACCCAGAUAUAUUAGACAAGGAUGAUUAUAAGGCCUUUGAGCAUGCAAUGCUCGAUCGUCAAUACAUUUGCAAAGUUGGUAACGACAUGCCAAAUGAUGUGUAUGUGUGGGGUAGUAACUCCAACUAUACACUGGGCACGGGAUCCCACCAGCCGAAGAACAUGCCUGAUCUGCUGACAUGCUUCAGUCGGACUAAUGAAGAUAUUAGACAAGUGUGUCUAGGCAAGUUCCACAGCGUAUUCCUCAGCAGCAAUGGCUCGGUGUGGUCCGCUGGACAGCCAAGCCGAGCGGGAGGUACCACAGCCACCGCGUUGCGACCAAUCCUCGUGAAGUUACAUGAACCUUGUAGGCAGGUGGCCUUGACUCUCACCUCUACGGUGUUCCUGCUGCAGAGCGGUGUGAUGUACCAAUAUUCCUCAACCAGUUCUGACAAUACAAACCCAGGGUCUAAAGUGGCCACAACAAAGUAUCAGAUAUCGAAUCCCAUAGGCGUAUGUGCUGGACGGUCCCACGGGGUGUUGUGGAACGCGAGGGGCGUUUACACUUGGGGCAUUAAUUUGGGGCAAUUGGGGCACCAGGCUGAGGAUAAAGUUGUCCCAACGCCGAAGAAAGUUGCCAUAUCAAUAAAUAACAAAGAAGAGACGAAAUUCGAGCUGGUAGAUGCUUCAGACGCUGCGACAGUAAUUUCGACCAGCCGAGGCGAUGUUUACCUCCUGCAUAAAUAUAUUUGCAAGAAAAUCGCUGUUAAACAAAUCAACUUACACCAAGUAUGUGUUGAAGCAAAAGUUAGUGAAACAGGAACAUAUUCUCGAGUUACUGUCUUAUUGCUAACAAAUGUUGGACAACUUAUGAUAUGGCAAGAUACUACCAACCGUCUUACCAGAUGCGUCUUCGGCCUCACCCACCAAGUAAAGAUAACACAAGUGGCACUAACCCACGACGCUCUAUACUUCACAACUAAAUACGGCGAAGCGUUCAUUGGUCACAUUUCGCGCAAGACCACACCCACUCCAAUCCAACCAAUCAGGAAAGAGAAAGAGAAAGAUAGCGGCAAAACGGCGCUAGUCAAGUUUUUAGAAAAGGAUGACUGUACUUCUGUGAAGAUUAUCAAGAUACCAAAUAUACAUAGAGCUACGGCUAUUGCAGUCGAUUAUGAGGGAUUGAAUUUUGCGUGCUUACAGAACAAACCAACGUGUGGUCUAUUAUCACUGCCAGAAUUAUCUCCAACGGGUCUCUCAAAACACAUGGAAUCUCUUGUGGAAACUGCUUCGGAAGAUGAUUUAUUACAUGAUGUCAUUUUUAAGAUUGGAUCAAAGCUGUUUCCAGCGCAUAUGUUCAUAGUCGCGUCAAGCAGCGAAUUAUUAUACAAUCUGUAUCAAGAAGCAAAAGCAACAAAUAUAAAUGAUGAAAAACCCAUCAUUUGCUUGGAGAAUGUCCUUCCAGAAGUUUUUGAAAGGAUUCUAAAAUAUAUGUAUACUGGGUCGUGCGACGUUGCCGAACCGGGCCCGUGUGGAUUGAAGAUAAGGAAAGAAGAUGUAGUUGAUGUCAAGAAAGAAAGAGAUGUAGAUGUUGAAGAAGAAGUUAUUGAAAACCCAUCAGAAAUAUCAGCAUUCGAAGUGUACAAGACCCAAGAUAAACGCAAGAAUAACAAACGUCGUCAAAACGGAACCAACGCGACACCUCGCCCGCCCAAAUUGUACUGCGAUCCGGUUAAACUCGUACAGACCUCCGCUAAGAAAUUGCAAGUUAUGGGAUUGCAUAAGUUGCUUGAGAAAUUCUACUACAAAGAAGACUCAAUACGUCACCGAGAGAGUUCCUCAUACACAAAGAACCCCCCGCUAACGUGGGACCGGGACAGUUUUCCCGAACUUGUAGAUACUAACGUGUGUUCCAAAGAUGGCGUCCUUAUAUCCGCGCAUAAGUGCGUGCUAGCGGCCAGGUUGGAGUACUUCCAUGGCAUGUUUAUGCACUCUUGGACUGAGAGCAAAUUGUUAUCAAAAGUAACGAUACCAAUCAACCACGGCAUUCUCUUGCCAGUCAUCAACUUCUUAUACACCGAUGCGUGUCCCGAAAUACAGAAGUCUGACAGCAUCGAUUUCAUUUGCAGCAUGCUCAUUGUGUCCGACCAACUCUUUAUAGGUCGCCUUAGAGAAAUGUGCGAAGUAGCUCUAGCCAACCUAAUCACUUUGAAAAACUGCGCAGAAUUAUGCCAAUUUGCCCACACAUACAACGCUACCCAACUCAAGCAAUGCUGCAUGGAAUAUAUAUCGUUAAACCUCGCAAAUAUCCUCGAAAACAGAGCUCUAGAUCCCUUAGAAGAGGAAUUGCUUGAGGAUAUAAGCAAAUAUUACUGCAAAUUUAACCCCAUAAUGUCUUCCCGUAUUAUAACCCCCUUUUCAAUUGCACCAAGCGAUGAAACUAUUGAGGAAUGCGCUAAUAACUAUCCCGUAGAUUUGGAUUACAUUGAUGAAGAGUAUUUAAAAGAUAGUAGCAUUGUAGAAGUCAGUAAAAAGAAGACAAAGUCGAAAAAAAUUGAGUACACGGAAAGUGAAAAAGCUAGAAUGCGAUAUGAAUCUGUUAGUUCGGUGACGUCUUUAGAUCUGAACGAUACGUCUGGCGAUAUAACUCUAUCCCUCAAAGAAAUAUCAAAAGAAACAGUAAAGUCAACUGAGAAAACAAACAAAUGGACUGAAGUGUUAUCCCCUCAGCAAAAACAACAAAAAGUUGUUCAGGCGCGUUUGAAAGCAAUAUCGGCUGCGAAAGAAAUACUCAAUGAAGCACCCGCUAACACUUUUACGAAACUUACUAAAAAUAAUUCGUCGACUAUCAUCCCAGAACUUAACUCGCCAACUACGUCAAGAAUGUCCACAUCACCACAAGAAUCUACAAUAACUGAACUUGUUAAUAGAAAUUCUCAUUGUAAUUUGGUAAUCAGUCAUGUUGGUCCAAAACUCUCUCAAAAGCAAAGAAAAAAAUUGGCCGCUAAUGAAAAUGGCUCUGUUCAGACUUUGGACACUUAUUUGGCUAAUAAAUUGAAUGUUGGAUCACCACCAGAUAAACCGAAAAAUCCUUGGAAAAUAUGUGAAGCUCCUGUUGCCAGCAGCAGUCCAAAAUUGAAUCAAAAAUCUUUGCAAUUUGAUCAAAUACUUGCUGAUCAAAAGAAACAAAAAGACGACUCGUCAAGAAUCAUGUCGAAACCAUUAACUUUGACUCAGCUUGAAGACAAAGCUAUAGAAGAUCUGGAACGAUUCUACAACAUACAUGAAGUAGAUGAUGAACUGAUAACGGUGAAACGCAUUGAGCUUCAGGUCUCCUCUCCACAGUGGAUUCAUACUGCCCCAAAGUGAUAUUGAAGUGCUAUUUUAUAUUUUACAUAUUGUAACAAUAAUAUUAUGAAAUAAAUAUUUAAAAUAA
Molecule: messenger RNA, 4143 nt
Organism: Colias croceus (clouded yellow)
Lineage: Eukaryota; Metazoa; Arthropoda; Insecta; Lepidoptera; Pieridae
Product: inhibitor of Bruton tyrosine kinase
Exons: 15
Coding region: 387-4076 (1229 amino acids)
Molecular function (GO): protein binding
Source: RefSeq, a predicted model, not a curated record